CUCCUCUCAACCCCUCUAUUGAAAGGUUUGUAAUGGCCGAACGAGUCGCACACCCAGGGCCUCAGGAUCGUUCGGUGUUAUUUAUGCUACCCGAUGAGCAUCGUGCCAAUCGUGUGUGGCAUGAAUCAUCAUUUCGUGACGUCAAACUGAAAUGCCAUCACUAUUCGAGAGAAGCCUACGUUGAGGAGGGUCCGCGUCAUCCUGAGGUGGUACAGUUGCUCAGAGUAUCGGGGUUUCAUGGUGUGGAGAGAAUAGGACAAUUGCAGUCAGGGGUGGAGACAGGGAGGGGCUGGAGGUGGCCACGGCCCCUGCAAGGAAAAAAAUUCUUGAGUAUAUAUAUUAUAUAUAAAUACUUUUAAUAUGUAAAAAGUGUUGAUAUUUUAAACUUUGGCCUCUGCAAUGUAAAAUUGUUAAGGACCGGCCCCUUUAACCUUAAAUGUCUGGCUCCGCCACUGAUUGCAGUUAGAUUGGUCUCUUGUGACUGCGUUAGUGGAGAGGUUGAGACCCGAGGUACAUGCAUUUCAUUUGCCCUUUGGUGAGGUAGGAUUGACCUUGC
Molecule: messenger RNA, 556 nt
Organism: Cuscuta epithymum
Lineage: Eukaryota; Viridiplantae; Streptophyta; Magnoliopsida; Solanales; Convolvulaceae
Source: the annotation of a GenBank genome assembly